AUGGCCAACUACAACUAUGACGAGGCCGGUAACAUGGCCGCAUAUUUCCUCUUGACCUGUCUUUCCAUAAUCCUGAUUCCCCUUUCAAUAUCGUCAAUACCAUCACGAAAGCGCGAGGUUAUGUCCGGUUGUCAGUGCAAACUCUGUGUCGAACAGCGGGAAAGCAUUCGCAAGCGCGAGAAAAUAUCAUUAUUGGCUCCUAAGUUCAAACUAAAAACAAUUAUCCUCAUGGCUGGUUGGGCCUUGGUCGCGUUCCUUGUAUAUAAGGUCUCCACGACCGAGGUAGAGAAUAAAGUCUAUGAUCCAUUUGAAAUUUUAGGACUUGGCAGUGGUGUAGAUUUGAAGACCAUUAAAUCUCAUUACAAGAAACUGUCCCGGAAAUUCCAUCCGGAUAAAGUGAAACUAGACAUAAACCAGACCAUCGAGGCCGUUGAAGCCAAGUUUGUGGAGAUUACAAAAGCAUACAAAUCGUUGACGGACGAAACGAUUCGGAAGAAUUGGGAGCUCUAUGGUCACCCAGAUGGUCGUCAGGAAGUCUCCAUGGGUAUUGCACUCCCCAGUUGGAUUGUGGAGAGUAGUAACAACAUAUGGGUUCUUGGCGCAUAUGGCUUGAUCUUCGGUGGUGCGCUACCUGCGAUGGUGGGCCGCUGGUGGUUCGGAAAUCGCCAGAAGACGAAGGAUGGUGUCAAUGCACGUACUGCGGCAACAUUCUUCAAGGGUUUGACGGAGGAGUCUAGUAUGGAAGAGGUAGUUGGUUCUCUUGGGAAGACGUUAGAGUGGGAACGCCCAGCGGUCAGAGCGACAAAGAAAGACGACGAGUUAUCUGAAUUGGAUAAUAAGAUCAAGGCGCAACUCGGCAACCAUUGGACAGAACUCAGCAAGCUUGCUGAGGUGAUGCCUGAGAAGCACAAUAGCCGCCAAAGAUCGUUCAUCUUGCUGUAUGCUCAUCUCCUGCGUCUGCCACUUGAUAACAAUGCUCUGCGAAAAGAGCAAGCUGACAUCCUGCUUCAAAUGCCAAGCUUGCUCAACUCAAUGCUAAAUAUCAGUACAUCGCGCAAUUUCCUGCAGCCCACACUUUCUGCUAUGCGACUCCAUGCCUACCUCGCUCAGGCCAUUGUUCCUGGUCAAGAUAAUCUCAGAUUUGCGCAGCUCCCUGGUAUCAGCCCCGAUGAGUCAACAGAGCUGUUCCCUGGUGCGAACGAGGUGGCAGAUGUCGUUAGCCUAUUGGAGAAGAAGGGCGACGAGAGGCUUCCGGAGAUAAAGAAAGCUGUGCAGAAAUGGGGUAAGAUCGACAUUGUUGAUGCUGGCUUGAAGGUGCUGGGAGAGCGAUACAUCACGCCAUCUUCGUUCAUUUCUUUCGUCCUCAAAAUUCGGUUGCUACCACCAUCCUCACAACCAUUUACCAAUGGUGUUGCUCAUGAUUCUAAGGCGGAGGAGACGAGGGAGCAAGAUUUCUUGGCUGCCAAGGGAGACGUAGAGAACAUGCCGAUCGACAAAUUUUCCAAUGGCUGGGCGCACGCUCCCUUUUGGCCCGCGAACCGCAAACCGGGAUGGUGGGUCGUGCUGUCUGACGUCAGAUCUAAUAAGAUUAUGGUUCCGCCCAUGAAGAUUUCCGAUAUCCCAAUGGGGGAAGACUAUCGCAUGUACAAGCUACAGUUCUCCGGACCACCAACUACAGGCAACUUCCACUGGAGAGUACAUGUAAUUAGCGACACAUUCGUGGGCGAUGAGCUCUCACAAGAUCUCGUGUGGAGAAUUGACGACGCCUCUGUGCUCGCGAAUGAAGAUGCGAACAACGAAGAUGAGAUCUCAGAGCCAGAGGAGGACUCAUUGGCUGGCCAGAUGGCGUUGAUGCGAGGAGGCUCCGUCAAGCAGCGACCAGACGAGAGCGAUGACGAGAGCACCACUGAUGAUGAUCGCAACGAUGACCGCGGCAACGACUCAGAUAGUAGUAGUGAUAGUGACUAG
Molecule: messenger RNA, 1968 nt
Organism: Fibroporia radiculosa
Lineage: Eukaryota; Fungi; Basidiomycota; Agaricomycetes; Polyporales; Fibroporiaceae
Exons: 10
Coding region: 1-1968 (655 amino acids)
Biological process (GO): SRP-dependent cotranslational protein targeting to membrane; post-translational protein targeting to endoplasmic reticulum membrane
Cellular component (GO): Sec62/Sec63 complex
Molecular function (GO): RNA binding; transmembrane protein transporter activity
Source: RefSeq, a predicted model, not a curated record